AUGAAAUACGAACCGGUAUCGGACGAACGAUUCGUCGUGACGGACAAAGUUUAUCCUGCACCUUUACGUAUCAUCCUCGAUCCUGAUCUAAACACUGAGGUGUUUAGUAUAGACUCACGCCCAACCGAUUGCGAGAAUCCCAACGACUUGAUCAAGCGGUAUAGUAAUUACGCUCGGUGCAGAGCCGGAAGUGAUAACUGCAGCAACGCUGGCCGUAGCUGUGGACGCCGCAACAGUCAGUCGAUGAAUGGCGGACGUACAUCGAGGUCAGGGUCGCAAUCCGCCCAGCCUGGGCCCUCCGGCUGUCCGUGCCGGCCCGAACAGUCCAGGAGACUGGACAUGUCCAACCGACCGUCGCAGGCGCGGAGUUCUCGGAACCGGCGCUGCACUUACGACGUACAGCCGCCACCGUGUGGUGAUCAAAACGCGCGACGAGGCACUUACGACGUGGAGCCGGAGCCGCAAAACAACCGACGGGGCACGUACGACGUGUCGCAGCCGUGCGCCGCGAUCCAGCAAAACGACCGGCGCGGCACUUACGAUGUGUCGCAGCCGUGCUCUGCCAUCCAAAGGAACGCUUGCAGUGACGUACAACCACAGCGAGAAUCCAACUGCGGACGGUCGGAGGGCAGUACCUUCACGUUGACCGGCACCUUCCAGCUGCUGGGAACGGGAUUCCAGGGACUGUCGCCGACGAGGAACCAACAGCGUGCCCGGUCGUCGUCUUGCAGCAGGCUGCAGGACACCGACGGCGACAUAGACGACUACCUCGACAAUCAUCUCAACUACGACAUGGUGGCGCCGCGAGCUGUGGCCCUGCCCGGUCAGCCGUACGUGCCCAUUGAUGAGUCGGACGCGAACACAACGCCCGACAUUUGGCGCAUGACGUUGGACCACCGCAGCUCGGUGCAGGGAUCGCAAGGGCUGGGCAUCUUUAGUCCCGCGGCGUACGACGACUUCAGCGGUUCGCGGGACACGUCAGGACGGCGCCAGUGGCCGUCGGCUGAACGCCAGUCCAUGCCGUUUGGCCUCAACGAUUCGUUCGCCAUGAGCGGUACGUCCACGCCGCGCAGCCGCCAGUCGAGGGCCAGGUCCGUCGCCCCAGAGUGUGGCUCGUCCCGCAGCAAUCGCAGACGUGACACUUUCGACCGGAACACCCGGUAG
Myzus persicae (green peach aphid) is the source of this 1164-nucleotide messenger RNA. RefSeq lists its product as uncharacterized. The transcript has a single exon. Bases 1 to 1164 code for a protein of 387 amino acids. The record is from RefSeq and is a predicted model, not a curated record. NCBI's taxonomy places the organism in Eukaryota, Metazoa, Arthropoda, Insecta, Hemiptera, Aphididae.